GCGCGUCAUCUUCUUCCGUGCUUACACAAUCGUGUCGGGGUGGAGACAAGCAGGCGGCAGCGGCGUCGGUGAUCCGCCACCGCACGUACGCAGCAUUUAUUUCCCGCACUGAGCCCGUCGCGCAGCUUGCUAGCUUGGAGGUAGCAUGGCGGCGGUGAAGGUGUCCGGCCCCAAGAAGGUCGUCGCCGUGGACGACGCGGCGGUGGCCGUCAAGGUGGCCAAGGGGAGAUGGGCGCUCGCCGUGCAGUCCUUCCUCGCGCUCUCCGUCGUCGCCCUGUGCGCGCUCCUCUAUGCCCCGCGCUUCUUCUCCGCGCCCGAACCGCACGGCGCCAUCGUCGGCUUCUUCGCGCCCAGAUCGACGAGCGGUGCGUCGUCGGUGGAGCAACUCGGGCUAGAGCACGUCGGCCUCGGCGGCGGCGAUGCGGAUCGGGAGGGCGGCGGCGCGCCGCGACAGGUUCUCGACAACCAGGUGGGCUCCCCGUGCUCGUCGCUGACCAGCCACAGCAUCUGCUGCGACCGCUCGGACUACCACUCCGACGUCUGCUUCAUGGCCGGCGACGUGCGCACGGACGCCGCGUCCCUCUCGCUCCUGCUGUUCCCGCCGGCGGCGCCCGCCGGAGGGGCCGCCGCCGUCGCCGUGGAGGAGCGGAUACGGCCCUACACCCGCAAGUGGGACGGGUACAUCACCAAGACCAUCCACGAGGUGAGGCUCCGGGCGGCCCGGCCGGAGGAGGCCGCCGCGCACCGGUGCGACGUCCGGCACGACGCGCCGGUCAUCGUCAUGACGGCGGGGGGGUACAGCCACAACCUGUUCCACGUGUUCAACGACGGGUUCCUGCCGCUGUGGCUGACAGUGCAGCACCUCCGCCGCCGCGUCGUGCUCGCGGUGCUCGCGUACAGCCCGCGGUGGGCCGGCACGUACGGCGAGAUCAUCUCCGGCCUCUCGGGGUACCACGUCGUCGACCUGCUCAGGGACCGGAGGACGCACUGCUUCCCCGGCGCCAUCGUCGGAACCCGCUACCACGACUACCUCGCCGUCAACUCCACGCGGCUCCGGGACAGCAAGACCAUCGUCGACUUCCACCGGUUCCUCGCCGACGCGUACGACGAGCAGCCCAAAGACAGCAGCGGCAGCCAGCCGGCGGCGACACCGCCGGGGCGGCCAAGGCUCGGGAUCGUGUCGCGCAGGGGGAGGCGCGUGAUCGAGAACCAGUCGGCCGUGGCGCGGCUGGCGGCGUCGGUCGGGUUCGACGUCGACAUCAUGGAGACGGCCACCGGGGCGCCGCUCUCGGCCGUGUACGCGUCGGUGAGCUCGUACGACGCGCUGGUGGGCGUGCACGGCGCGGACCUGACCACGCUCCUGUUCCUUCGCCCCGGCCGCGCGGCGCUCGCCCAGAUCGCGCCGCUGGGCAUCGCCCUGCUCUCGCGCAACCUCUUCGGCGUGCCGGCGUCGAGGAUGGGGCUGCGCUACGAGCAGUACGACGUGAGCGCGGCCGAGAGCUCGCUGAGCCGCAGGUACCCGCCGGGCCACGUCGUCGUGGCCGACCCGGCGAGGGCGAGGAGGGAGCAGGGGGGGAAGGAGUGGGAGCUCGUGGAGCACGUGUACCUGCGCGGGCAGAACGUGAGCCUGGACCUCGACAGGUUCCGGGAGACGCUGGCCAGGAUGCACUCCCGGCUGAAGGAGGAGCCACAAGGACAGGUGCCCAAAAGUGCAGAUGCGUUACCUAAAAUGUAGCCUUGUAAUGAUGUAGAAAUGAUCAUCAUUAUUGUUACUUUACAUUUUCAAAUACAGUAAGUAGAGCACAUAGAUAUCAGAUGGCCUCCUGCCUGGGGCUCUCCUGGCCGUUUGGGGGCUUGGGCUCCAUGAUCAGUUGUUACUUGUUAGGCUGAGGCAGGUGGGUCAUGGAUGAAAGCUCUGUCCGGCUUUGGUUGUAGCCAUCAAUGGCGACUACCUCAAGCAACAUUCACCUCAUAUAUGGAGGUAUUGGUGCGGGCUUGCGGCGACCCCCUGCCUUGAAUUAUUUAGGUGAAAA
This is a messenger RNA of Panicum hallii, 2033 nucleotides long. RefSeq lists its product as uncharacterized. The record is from RefSeq and is a predicted model, not a curated record. The coding region runs from base 146 to 1735 and encodes 529 amino acids. The transcript has a single exon. NCBI's taxonomy places the organism in Eukaryota, Viridiplantae, Streptophyta, Magnoliopsida, Poales, Poaceae. Gene Ontology annotation, molecular function: glycosyltransferase activity.